UGACUCGUGGCCGGAGACACGCGCCCUCAGUUAAACUCAUCCGGUAACCGUUUCGAGGCACGUAAGCGCGUGGAAUUUCGAAUUAAUCGAUAGCAUUGUGUUUGUACGUGGUCGUGAUUGGAAAAUAUCGUUUAUAAUGUGAAAUGUGUUACGAUAUUAUUGGGAAAAAAUAUUUGUAUAAGCUAUAACGUACAUAAUCAUCGGAAGGAGGAGAAUUACAUAAUAAAACUUCUUUAUUAAAAAGUAAAAUAAAAUAAAAAUGCCUGCUGUAAGCAUUUGUGACCCAGUUGCGGCUACACUUCGUCGUACUUUAGACACUAACCAGUCCAAAACAUCAGAUGAGUUAUCAACAAAUUUAGUUACCAGUGCAUCAAGAAUUCUUCAGUCAGAAAUUCAAUAUAAAGAAGUGGAUGAUUAUCAAACUACAAUUUUAGAUCAACUUAAAGCCAAAUACAUUGUAUUAAGUUUACCAAAUUCUGAAAGUUUAGAUGAAAAAAUAAAAGAUGGAGUAAACUAUACAAAAAAGAAUGAAAGAGGAUGUAAAGGACCCAGUUUGCCAGAACCAACUAUUACCUUAUAUUCUCCAAAGAAAGUUAGCUUAGGAUGGAAGGGUACGUUUCCAGUUGGAGCUGGCAUGUAUAAUGUUGGAAAUACAUGCUAUUUAAAUAGCACUCUCCAAGCUUUGUUUCAUGUACCAGCUCUUGUUAAUUGGUUAUUAUCAGACUCUCAUCAUACAUCAAAAUGUGAACAAAAUGUUUUAGAUGGAGGUGGAGAAUGCCUUACAUGUGCAGUGGCUAAGACUUUACAAUUUAGUCAUCAGAAAUCAGGAUGUGCCAUUAAGCCAUUCUACAUAUAUAAUAAAUUAAAACUUAUUUGUCGAACCAUGGUACCAGGACAACAAGAAGAUGCUCAUGAGUUUUUACGUUACUUAUUAGAAGGCAUGGAGAAAGCUUAUUUAGCAAGACACAAAGCUAGUAAACUAGACAGUUAUUCUAAAGAAACAACACCUAUUAAUCAAAUUUUUGGUGGUUAUAUUCGUACUGAAGUGAAAUGUUUACAAUGUCGGCAUGUUUCUACAACUUUUCAACAUUUUCAAGAUUUAUUGGUUGAUAUACGUAAAGCAAGUACUCUGGAUGAAGCAUUAAGUAGUUAUUUUAGUCGUGAACAACUAGAUAACAAUGAUUAUAAAUGUGAAGCUUGCAAAAGAAGAGUUCCUGCUACAAAACAAUUUAGCUUAGAAAGACCUCCUAAAGUACUUUGCGUACAAUUAAAAAGAUUCAGUGUUCUAGGAGGAAAAAUAUCUAAACAUAUAGGUUUCAAGCAAACUAUAGAUAUGGGUCCUUAUCUUUGGAAAGAACCAGGAGAAUCAUCACAAUCACUUACAUACAAACUUAUGUCAAUAGUUACACAUAUGGGUCCAUCAGUUAAUUGUGGACAUUAUACUGCAGUUGCUAAAGUUUCGACAGGCCAAUAUUAUUCCUUUGAUGAUUCUUGUGUUCGUCCACUUAGUUUGAGUAAUGUACUCAGUACAAAUGCUUAUAUAAUGAUCUUUGAAAUGGAACAACAAACACAAUCUCAAAUUCAAGCACAACAGACUCUUAAAUUAAAUGGUACAAUGACUGUGAAUAACACAUUAUCUUCAUCAGGAACUUCUAUGAAUAAAACUAUAGCUCCCAAAGCAUCAACAUCUGGGUUACUCUCAUUAAAUGGAUUAAUUAAUGGUACAUCAGCUAAUAAAGAUACUACAGAAAAUUUGGAAUCAAGUAUGCAGAUAUCAAUAAAUAAUAAUUCAGGACUUCAAUUUACUACUCAAAAAAAUACAAAUUUUAUCGGGCCGCAAUUACCACAAAAAUUACAAGAUAAAUCUCAACCAAGAUUGAUUAUGCUGAUUAAAAAUGGAAAGAUUUUAAAUGGGAAUAGUUUAGUACCUUAUGAUGGAUCUAGCGAAGAAGAAGAUAUUAAUUCUAUUGGAACGUUAAAAAACCAUACAAAUUCAAAUACUUCAGUAAAAAAAAACAUUUCUCUUAGUACCACUAAUGGUACACAAAAAUGUUCUUUAGUAAAAAGUAGUUCACCUACUGCUAAAAUAGUUCUUAAUUCAAAAGAAGUACAAAAAUGUACAUCUAAGACAAACGGCAGUAAUGCUCAGAACCAAACAAAUAUAACACAAUGUACAAAAACACAAAAUGGUUCUAGCUGUAGUACCAUUACAAGUACAAUAAAAUAUCAAAAUGGUAAAUCAGAAGCAAAUGGUAAAACAGAAAGUGGUAGUAAUAAUAGCAAAAGUAAGUGGCAUCAAUCAGUUAGAGUAAAAACAGGACAAGACGACAAAGUGAUUACAAAGGCUACAAGCAGCAGUAUAAAAGGUUGGCAAGUUUCAAAAGAUACAUCAUUCUCACCUACGUCAACUGCAGCACCAAAUGGAUGGUCUGUGACUGAUAACAUCAUCUUUUUUAUUUUUCAUAGAGAAGAUGUUCAUAAAAUUAAUCAGAAUAAUAACACGCCCAGUGCUGCAGCUUUAAGAAACUUUAAUGGGACAAAUCGUUCCGAUACUGUUUCUCAUUUAUUAAAGAUGUCUCAUCGUGGUUAUGGCAGUUCUUCGGUUAUAAAUUGGAACGGCAACAGAACACACUUAGAUAGAGAAGUUGAUAAUGAUAGAAGAGAAGAACGUAAACGACAUUUCAAUGCAGAUGAUGAAGAAAUAGAUCGUGGUCGAGUAAAGAAAGUAAAAGAUCAUCGAACAUAUGAAGAAAGAAGUAAUGCAGGAUAUAAUCCUUUCCAAGAAUAUCAAAAUGGCAAAACGUGGAAUCGAUCUCUCGGUGGUUAUUAUCGGAGACAUUAUUAUAAUACUUCCAACAAUGCACGACCGCGACAUGGUAGAAAUUAUAGGCCUUCAUAUUACAGAUAUCAUAAUCAUUCUCGUGCACAUUGGCAGCGAGGGUAAAAUAAAAAAGAUAAGUUGUUGAAAAAAAUUUCAAAAGCAAUCUGAUGUCGAAAGACUUCGUUAGUUUCAAUUGCUAAAGCAAAUUAUAAUUUUUCAAUACAUUAAAGUUAAAAUACAGAUGUGGCAGUGCUGAUUUAGGUAAUUAAUGUUGAAAGUAACUAUUCAACAUUUUGCGUAAUGAAUCGCUAAACUGCAUCAUAACAAUCUUGCAUGUUCCUGACAGAGUUUUCAUGUGCUCUAUCAUUGCUUGUAGCUUACAUAUGUCUAUAGACAUUGUACUACAAUACAUGAGGGAUGAGUAUCAACAGCUCUGCCAAUCUUGUGUUCAGUAUGAACAAAGCAAAAUUUGUUACAGACUUGUACUAUAUGUGCGAUGUUAAUUUAGAAAUGUGUUUAGAAUGUGUAUUAAGAAAACGUAUGUAUGGAUGCAAUGUUUAAAAGUUUUGAUUAGUAUAUUGUUAAGAGUUUGAUAACUUUUUAGGUAAAUUUUGUAUGUUUUAGUUAUGAUCGUAAAAUUAUGUUCUUAUUAUCCAUAAUUUGUAUUACGUAAUUGUAGGACAAUUUAAUGUUCAUAUAGUAAUACAAAAAUCUUCAAUAAUUAUUUUAUACUAAUUUUAUGUUAUUUGUAUUACAUUGAUACUAUUGUUGAAUUAAAAUUGUAAACGCGAUGUCACAUGUACUCAAUAAGUGUCCAUACAUUUU
Messenger RNA from Apis laboriosa (Himalayan honeybee), 3646 nucleotides. RefSeq names its product ubiquitin carboxyl-terminal hydrolase 36 (gene scny). Lineage: Eukaryota; Metazoa; Arthropoda; Insecta; Hymenoptera; Apidae. Gene Ontology annotation, biological process: protein deubiquitination; regulation of apoptotic process. The record is from RefSeq and is a predicted model, not a curated record. The transcript has 8 exons. Gene Ontology annotation, molecular function: cysteine-type endopeptidase activity; cysteine-type deubiquitinase activity. Gene Ontology annotation, cellular component: nucleus; cytosol. The coding region runs from base 260 to 2944 and encodes 894 amino acids.